This is a messenger RNA of Annulohypoxylon truncatum, 1472 nucleotides long. RefSeq names its product NAD(P)-binding protein. The record is from RefSeq and is a predicted model, not a curated record. Gene Ontology annotation, molecular function: oxidoreductase activity, acting on the CH-OH group of donors, NAD or NADP as acceptor. The transcript has a single exon. Lineage: Eukaryota; Fungi; Ascomycota; Sordariomycetes; Xylariales; Hypoxylaceae. Bases 345 to 1385 code for a protein of 346 amino acids.
CGCUAGCCGACGGCAGGUCCCGGAGCGGCAUAGAGUAUAAUUGCCAGGGUUUACCAGGAAUAUUGAGAAUCGGCCAAGUUGGCCUUCCCUAACGGUAGUAGUGCUACACUACAGGCAAGUAACUGCCUUGGCAUGGAACAAUGACCUCGGAAGCAAUGCGACUUAAUAAUCUGUAACGCUGCGACGUUAGUAUAUGAGCUCAACUAUAAAACAUGAUAGUGACCGGCUCCUAGAAGUUGGGGUUAUCAGUAUAUUUCGAGACCUCAUACGCGAGCCUACGAAUAAGAGUUGCUAAAACGCGAGAGUAAGUCGACACGAUUGAUUGCUUAGGUAACGACUUCACCAUGUCCGAUCCUGUCAUAAAGCCUGGAUCCCUCGUGCUCGUGACGGGCGUGAACGGGUUUAUCGGUAGUCAUAUCGCAGACCAGAUAUUGCACUACGGUUAUCGUGUUCGCGGCACUACUCGUAACAUUCCUAGGGAUCAAUGGCUGGAGGAAUUCUUCGAGAAAAAGUACGGUCCUGGGAAGUUUGAGUUGGUUGAAGUGCCCGAUAUGUUAGCGGAUGGUGCCUUCGAUGAGGUCGUCAAAGGGGUCUCUGGCUUGGUGCACGUCGCUGCGCCCGUGAUGAUAAGCCCCGAUCCUCAUGCCGUCAUACCUUUCGUUGUGGAUAGCACAAUGCGCAUCCUAGAGGCAGCCGCGAAAGAACCGGGAAUGAAAAGGGUCGUCCUAACCUCUUCCUCUGGAUCUUGCGCGUACCUUGACGGAACCCAAGUCUUCGCAAUCGAUUCAAACAUGUGGAACGAGGCUUGCGUCGAGGCGGCGUAUGCACCCCCACCAUAUGAAGGCAUGACACGUAUCGAGAAAGUCUACCAAGCGAGCAAGACUAAACAGGAGCAGGAGGCAUGGAAGUGGGUGCGAGAGCACAAGCCGUCCUUUGUCUUCAACGCGGUCUUACCCAACGCCAACUUAGGACCUCCGCUCGACGUAGUCCACCAGGGCUAUCGGAGCACGAUUGAUUGGAUCAAGACCGCUUUUGAGAAAGGGGAAAACCUGAAAGUAAAGGAAGACUUGUUCGGAUUUUCGCCGCAGUACUAUGUCGACGUCCGCGACAACGCCGCAGUGCACGUCGCCGCGCUAGUGUAUCCCGACGUGGAGGGUGAGCGCUUAUUCGCCUUUUCCCAGCCCUUUAACGCGAACGAUAUCUUGAAGACCUUGAAGAAAAUAUAUCCGGACCGCAAGUUUGCCGAGGAAGAGCCUAACGCAGCAGUAGAAAGGAGUACAGUUACCAAUGGAAGAGCCGAGGAGCUUCUUAAGAGAAUCACCGGGCACGGGUGGACAAGUUUUGAAGAUAGUAUUAGGGAUGCUGCUAAGGGAUUGUCUGGUUAGAUGUUAGGGGUUGCCAUGGUAUUACUGCACUUUCUCAGAUUAAGAAACCCCGGUCGAUUGCAAAGCACAGGAGAAAAGAGUUCACAA